UUGAGAACAAGUACCAGUUCCUAAUAACAUUCACCUCAAAGUGCUUUACAUUCUAAGAAAAACUGAUAAUCUCAGAACUCCUAUGAGCAAGCACUUGGCAACAGUGGGAAAGAAGAAAACCUCAAGGAGGGGGGAGGAGAAAAGACCAACAUGCAACAUUAUAUAAGAUUAAAACCCUUCUCAGCGCACAACAGCAACAACAAACAUACCUUAACCUGUUAAUUUUGCCUCUUUUACACCACCACAGUGGAGUUUAAACCAGGCAUAAAGAUGUUUGAAGUGCAGAUUCUCUGAUUUCAUUAAAGGGGUUUUACAAAACACCUCCAUUCACUGCUUAACAAUUAUGGCCAUUGGCUGACAACCAGUUUCAUGUCCAACUGAGGCCUGUUUUCUCAUUAUUCCAGGAUAAACCGUAAUAUGAGAUCCAAGGAUAUAUUGAUGGAAAUGAAGGAGGAUACCAUAAGACUGAAAAACCAAAUACGAGUAGUUUUCACUGUGUUGUAGACCUUCUGUAUUUAUUUUCUUAAUCAAAUGUAGACGUUUGAAGAAUAGGCCUACCAGAGAGUGUUCUUGACUUUGUUAGAUGUUGUUUCUCUUAACCAUGCACAUAAUUCUGUCUUUGAGCACCAUAUUUGUCUCCUGUGGUACCUCAAGCAAGUUCAUCACUUGGAGUCCAUUCCAACUCCAUAUCUUCUAUCUGCACCAUUUAUCAUUAAAUAACAAAGAAACAGAUCUCACCUGGCCAUGAAACUGCGUGUCAGACGAUAAUUUUUAAGUAUUGGAAAAUGGGAGACUAUAAAUGGCUGUAAUUUCUAAAAAGUUAAUGCAAUACUUUUGUAAAAUGCUUUGAGUUAAAGCUAAAAGUUUGCACUUCAGUCACACUGUUCGAGUUCUGUUUGAUCUGAAAUCUUCUGUGGUUGCGUACAGAGGCAAGAGUGGACAGCAUAGAAAGACAUUCACGGGUAUGACCAAUUUAGAAUCGUUACUUAAGUUUGAUGAAUGUUAUUCGGACCCUCAGGAGUACCAUGCAGGCACAUGCAAGCUCCACACAGAAAGGCCCCAGCCAUCCAACAUGAACCAGUAACUGUCUUGUUAACCACUUUACCACCGUGACACCUGCCUGUCCUUACCUAGCUUGUAAAGUUAAAAUUGUUGGGUUUUGUGUAUUUGUAUUUUUGCUUUGCGCAUGAAGGCCACUGUAAUACAUUUAUCUGACAGUUUUUAUUACAGUUGUAAGGUUAACAAGAUCCAUCAAGAUUUGUUCGUGUAAUCUUCAGUCAUGGUUUUGUUUAACUUCAUGUUUGAAGACUAAAUUAUCCGACAUUUCUUUAGAGAAAAUAGUCAAAAGAAUGUAAACAAAUCUCUGUAUCAAAACUAUUUUUUCAUCUUCCCUGCUGCAUUCAUCUUCUCAGACAUAGAUUGAUGGAUAGAUUAUUGAUUUGAUUGGGCAUUUAAGGUUAGCAAGAUCAAAACUGGAAUAAGACUCCAAAUUCUGAAGGUAAUAUGGAAGUAAAAAUUGAGCAGCCACCAGCACCUCUAAACAAAUAAAUCUGCCUUGUGACCCUGGUCAUGAAUGUUUAACAGUGUGCAUGGUGGAAUUUGGACAUUUUCCAUCAGCCGUAGUUACAGAUAAACAUAUGAAGACAGACUGACCUCAGCGUGCUAAAAUUCUGAUGGACUCAACCUUCGACUAAUCACCGGUUCAUCUUCUGAAGCAAUUCCAGGUUCUCAGAGUUGGAGCAUGAACACCUUUGUGACUCUCUCGACACGGCAGAGGAUGCCCGUGAUUGGACUCGGCACAUGGAAAAGUACCUCGGGACAGGCAGGGACAUAAACACUCACACAGAGUUAGCAGGUCCAACAAAUGUUUUUGGACAUGGUGGAAUUUUAAAGCUUACGUCUGUCUCUGCGUGUUCUCAGGUGAAGCAGGCGGUGCAUACAGCUUUAGAGUGUGGAUACAGGCACUUUGAUUGUGCUGCUGCUUAUGAGAAUGAAAAGGAGGUUGGAGAGGCUCUGGCUCUCUGGGUGGGUCCAGGAAAGGCUCUGCAGCGUGAAGAAGUGUUUGUGACUUCCAAACUGUGGAACACCAAACACGACCCCCAGGAUGUUGAAGAGGCAUGCAGGACCAGUUUAGCAGAUCUGGGUCUCUCCUACCUGGAACUUUACCUCAUGCACUGGCCCAUUGCAUUUCAGAGGGGGAAGGAACUGAUGCCUCGAAAGGAAGAUGGAAGCAUUUGUUACUCUGACACACACUACAGGGAUACUUGGACUGCCAUGGAGAGCCUCGUAGAUAGAGGGCUAGUCAAGGCUAUAGGUCUGUCCAACUUCAAUGCCAGGCAGACUGAUGACAUCAGCAUGGCCAGACACAAACCUAUAGUAAACCAGGUUGAAUGCCAUCCAUAUUUGUCUCAAGCAGAUCUCCUCUCACACUGUCGCUCAGUGGGAGUUUGUGUGACAGCUUACAGUCCUCUGGGCAGUGGAGACAGACCCUGGGCCUCCGCUAAUGAACCAAGUCUGCUAGCAGAUCCUCGACUGGGAGCCAUAGCCCAAAGAUACAAGAAGACACCGGCCCAGGUUAUACUCCAGUGGCACAUUCAGAGGGGUGUUGUGUGUAUUCCCAAAAGCGUGACGCCUUCCAGAAUCCAGCAGAACUUGAACGUGUUUGACUUUUCCUUGUCAGAAGAGGACACGAAGAGCAUUGAAUCCUUCAAUCACAACAAGCGUUUCAUCGCUCCAACAGUCGAGGUAAGUCACCAAGUCUCCUUGGCACCUAAAAACAAUUCUGAACUGCUUCUUCCCCCAGAGCCUAAAUAUUUAGAUGUUUAUAUACCAAAGCAUGAACUAUUGUAGUCUCCCUCUGGAGAAGGCUCACAGCUGGUGAUUUCAGUAGGUCUUGGAUUUUAAACAGUUUCUCAGAAGUGUUUGGAGUUAGUUGGGUAUAGUAGUACAUUAAUAGGCAAAUUAUUAAAAUAAACCAUUAACUACAAUUUGCAUUUGUUUCUACAGAGAGAGAGUGUGGAGAGAUGCUGAACAUCCUCAUUUCCCCUUCCAUGAUGCUUACUGAGUCUCCAGCAAAGUCAAUGUAUACUUUUUAAGAAGAGUUGUCACUAUGACUAAUUUCAUAGCAAUUUUAGUUCAGUAAUUUUGAUCAAUUUUCACCCCCCGUUACAUUUUCAGUAUGGGGGAAGAAAAAAAAAGAAAAAAAAAAGAAAAAAAAUCCAAGCAGCAGUGUUUCUCUCACAGUUACAGUGACACUGUGUGGACAGAAACUGAACAGUAUCUUAGCCCAGUGACAGCACUACUGAUCACGUCUUUAUACUUUCACUCUGCUGGCAGCAGAGAACAGACAGAUCUCAUCAACUACAAACUGCCCUGUAAAGAGUUUUAGUGUCUGGUAGAAGAAGUAGGGG
Messenger RNA from Haplochromis burtoni (Burton's mouthbrooder), 3410 nucleotides. It is a transcript of the gene akr1a1a, whose product is annotated as aldo-keto reductase family 1, member A1a (aldehyde reductase). Bases 1801 to 2850 code for a protein of 349 amino acids. The record is from RefSeq and is a predicted model, not a curated record. Gene Ontology annotation, molecular function: aldose reductase (NADPH) activity. The transcript is spliced from 7 exons. NCBI's taxonomy places the organism in Eukaryota, Metazoa, Chordata, Actinopteri, Cichliformes, Cichlidae. Gene Ontology annotation, cellular component: cytosol.